AUGUUGGUGAUCCACUCACUAACCGUGGAAAGUUGCAAGACGCACAGGCAACUUUCUUGUCUCAUAGUGGGAGGGGAACGAAAAGAGCACGUGAAAAACCACAGCAGUAGCCUUUAUUGCUUGCAGCAACCUUGGAGCCCCUCCUCUUUUUCACGGGACAUUCCGUUCUCCCCACCAGCCCUAACCUGUUUGCAACUUGGCAUGCAGGCAGAACAGGACUCUUUGCAUAGUAUUACCCCCUGGGACGGUAUCAAUUCCCUAAAACAGCCUAUUCACAUGACCCAAACUGAAAAAGUUUACAAAGGCAAGUGCCGUGGGCUCCGCACCGCCCGGAAGCUGCGCAACCACCGGCGCGACCAGAAGUGGCACGACAAGCAGUACAAGAAGGCCCACCUGGGCACGGCGCUCAAGGCCAACCCCUUCGGAGGCGCCUCGCACGCCAAGGGCAUCGUGCUGGAGAAAGUAGGGGUCGAGGCCAAGCAGCCCUACUCCGCCAUCAGGAAGUGCGUCAGGGUCCAGCUGAUCAAGAAUGGCAAGAUCACGGCCUUCGUCCCCAACGACGGGUGCCUGAACUUCAUUGAGGAAAACGAUGAAGUUCUGGUUGCUGGAUUUGGUCGGAAAGGUCAUGCUGUCGGUGACAUUCCUGGAGUCCGCUUUAAGGUUGUCAAAGUAGCCAGUGUGUCCCUUCUGGCCUUAUACAAAGGCAAGAAGGAAAGGCUAAGGUCAUAAACAUUGAUGGCAGAAAUGUAUUAAGAAUAAAUUUUCAUAUUCCAAAAAAAAAAAAAAGGAAA
Molecule: messenger RNA, 791 nt
Organism: Lepus europaeus (European hare)
Lineage: Eukaryota; Metazoa; Chordata; Mammalia; Lagomorpha; Leporidae
Product: small ribosomal subunit protein uS12-like
Exons: 4
Coding region: 1-729 (242 amino acids)
Biological process (GO): translation
Cellular component (GO): ribosome; cytosolic small ribosomal subunit
Molecular function (GO): structural constituent of ribosome
Source: RefSeq, a predicted model, not a curated record